Molecule: messenger RNA, 1158 nt
Organism: Plectropomus leopardus (leopard coralgrouper)
Lineage: Eukaryota; Metazoa; Chordata; Actinopteri; Perciformes; Serranidae
Source: RefSeq, a predicted model, not a curated record
AUGAAGAGUAUAUUGAUUUUACUCUCCGUUAUAGGAAGAAGUAGUCAGCUAACGCUGAGUGACUGUGGGUCAGAAGCAAGACGGCCCCAAGUUACCGACAUAGCUGUGACCUGUGGGACUUCAUCCAUUGGUCUGGCAAUUCAAGUCUGCCCCGUCAUCUACACCGGCUACAAUGACUCUCUGCUAAUCCUGAACCACAUUAUGGAUCCGGCGUGUAGAGCGACCCUUGAUGAAUCCGUAAGUCCACCUGUCGCUCGGUUCAACUUCCCACUAAACAUGACCCACGCCUGUGGAAGCAUAUUCAGGACCACCAGUGCUGCUGGGACCGGUGUUUUCGCUGACUUCUCCAACAUCCAGACAGUCAACAUCAGCGGUGUUGUUCGGUCCAUCGAUCCAACUACAGGCACAAUCACUUACAACGCUGAGCUGAAGUACUAUUACUCAUGCGCCUAUCCCUUAGAGUAUCUGAUCAACAACACCCAGAUCGAUGUGUCGGCCUCCUCCAUAGCUAUAAAGGACAACAACGGGAGUUUCAUCAGCACCUUGAGCAUGGAGCUGUUCAAAGACGCCGAUUUCACCAAACCAAUGGUCAUGCCAUCCCUGGGGAUCGAACUAAGGACCAGCGUGUACGUCGAGGUCAAGGCCACCAACUUGACAGGGCAAUACCACGUCCUGCUCGACCGGUGCUACGCGUCCCUCUCCCCGCUGCCUUCUAACUCCAGCUUCUUCAACCUGUUCGUCCCCUGCUCGAAGGAUCGUUUCACCACCAUGAUCGAGAACGGAGACAGCCAGAGCGCUCGCUUCUUCUUCCCGGCCUUCCGCUUCAUCGAGCAGCAGAACGAGACCGUGUCCACCUAUUACCUCCACUGCAUUACCCGGCUGUGCGAAAAAAGCACUUGUAGUUCAUUCAAGCAGUGCAACAACCGAAGAAAGAGGAACACCCUGGACUCAUCUGCCUCUUUAGCCAAGACUUACACCAUCAGCUCCUCAGAGAUCGUCACCAAAGCCGACACCAACGAGUCAAAAGAGAAGCCCCUUGUCGGUGGACAAGAAGACAACUCUUCUGUCGGGCUCGGUGUGGCCGUUGGCAUCCUUGCCUUUGUUUGCCUUGUUGCCCUUUGUAUUGCCGCUGUGUUUUACAAAAGGCUUAGGAACUAA